ACCUGCCCACCCGCCCGUCCUGCCUCCCUGCCCCGCUGUCCCCGCUCUGCCUCCCGCACGGGGCCCGGAGGCGGGGCGGCUCGGCGGCUCAUAAAGGCGUUGGCGGUGCCGGAGCGCCGGAGCGCGAUGUCCCCGCCGGGCGCCGUCCCGCAGCCCCCACGCCGCCCCGCCGAGCUGCGCAAGACCCUCAAGCCCCUCCUGGAGAAACGCCGCCGCGCCCGCAUCAACGAGAGCCUCAACCAGCUCAAAACGCUCAUCCUGCCGCUCGUCUGCAAGGACAGCUCCCGCUGCUCCAAGCUGGAGAAAGCGGACAUCCUGGAGAUGACCGUGCAGUUUCUGAGGGAGGUGCCGGCCGCGCCCUCGGCCCCAGAGCCCUCCUAGAGCUUCCGCGCCGGGUACCGCGCCUGCCUGGCCCGUCUGGGCGCUCUGCUGGCCCCCGCGCCGCCGCCCCCCGCCCGCCGCCGCCUCCCGGAGCCUCCACCGCCCGCCCGCCCCAAGGCGGCCCCGCCGCCCCCCGCCGCCCCACGCCGCGCUGCCCCCACCCCUCUCUGGCGGCCCUGGUAGCCCCCUGCGCGCAGCUGUACAUAGCCCUAUUUAUUUGCACAGACCCCGCCGCCGGCCCGGGGACCCCCAACCCUUUGUACAAAUAAACCUUUGGCCAAAGCUGA
Molecule: messenger RNA, 668 nt
Organism: Gallus gallus (chicken)
Lineage: Eukaryota; Metazoa; Chordata; Aves; Galliformes; Phasianidae
Gene: HES2
Product: transcription factor HES-2-like
Exons: 4
Coding region: 127-381 (84 amino acids)
Biological process (GO): regulation of transcription by RNA polymerase II; anterior/posterior pattern specification; regulation of neurogenesis
Cellular component (GO): nucleus
Molecular function (GO): RNA polymerase II cis-regulatory region sequence-specific DNA binding; protein dimerization activity; DNA-binding transcription factor activity, RNA polymerase II-specific
Source: RefSeq, a predicted model, not a curated record